GCGAGUCUUUAAUAAAAUUUAAUAUUUUCCAUUCUGCUUCGGGCUUUCAAUGACUUGAUCGGUCACAUUUGACAAGCAAAGAAGCUCUUUCUUUUGAAUGUGAUUUUAAAAAAGAAUUCCUUUGAAAUUUUAACUUAGAAAUAUAUCAAGCAAUGGCAGAAGACAUCCCAGAAACGAUCAAGGGAAAGAAAAUACCCUUUUAUCGAGACAUUGACGGAUUCCGCUUACCUGGCAUGUUUUCUGUAGAAGCAUUUCGAUCUGCCUUAGCUUAUAAACCUCGACCCGAUGACCUUUUCAUCGUGACUUAUCCAAAAUGCGGAACUACCUGGGUCCAGAACAUUGUGGCAUGCAUCUACAGAGAUGGGAAACCCUUUCAGUCAGCUCUGGAAUUCUUUACUCAGACGCCAUUCCUCGAAAUGACCGGAGCAGAAGCCGCGGAGACGAUGAAGAGACCGGGGGCCAUCAAAUUUCAUUUGCCUUAUCAUAUGACGCCGAUGUCCGCUGAAGCAAAAUAUAUCUUUGUGGCCAGGAAUCCUAAGGAUUGCUGUGUUUCUUUUUACCAUCACACGGAAAACAUUUUGGGCUAUGAGUUCCAAGGAGGCGACUUCGAUGUAUAUUUCGAAUUGUUCAUGGAAGGGAAGGUCGAUUUCGGAGACUACUUUGACUGCUUGCUGUCUUGGUACGAACACAGGAACGACCCCAAUGUGCUGUUCAUCACGUACGAAGAACUCAAGAAGGACACGAAAACCAAUGUUCUCAGAAUCGCCGAGUUCAUGGGUUCGCAAUACAGAGAAGCUCUGGAGAAGGAUGAGAAACUUCUUGCGGACGUCAUCCACCACAGUAGUUUCGCUUUCAUGAAAGAGCACUUGAACAGACACUUAGCAGAAAUGUGCACCCUCCCCAAAGAAAUGAUCAUCAACAACCCCGAUGUACCCGAGAAUCUAAGGAAACUCUUUGGCGGCGAUAAGAAGUUGUUCAAUUCUGAUCAAACAUCAGUCACUUUUGUGAGAAAAGGUAUUGUUGGUGAUUGGCAUAAUUAUUUUUCCAAAGAACAAAAUGAAAGAAUGGAGAAGAAGUUUAAAGAAAGAACAGCUGGAACAGACUUGCCGGACUUAUGGAAGGAUGUUAUGUGAAUCCGUCAGAAAAAUAUAAAAAUUAUGCAUGAGUUUUAUGAAUAAAUUAUUUUUGUAUGUAA
Messenger RNA from Uloborus diversus, 1195 nucleotides. RefSeq names its product sulfotransferase ssu-1-like. The transcript is spliced from 5 exons. Gene Ontology annotation, molecular function: sulfotransferase activity. Lineage: Eukaryota; Metazoa; Arthropoda; Arachnida; Araneae; Uloboridae. The coding region runs from base 153 to 1133 and encodes 326 amino acids. The record is from RefSeq and is a predicted model, not a curated record. Gene Ontology annotation, biological process: sulfation. Gene Ontology annotation, cellular component: cytoplasm.